Molecule: messenger RNA, 2344 nt
Organism: Cynara cardunculus var. scolymus (artichoke)
Lineage: Eukaryota; Viridiplantae; Streptophyta; Magnoliopsida; Asterales; Asteraceae
Product: protein IMPAIRED IN BABA-INDUCED STERILITY 1-like
Exons: 9
Coding region: 1-2037 (678 amino acids)
Biological process (GO): protein phosphorylation; positive regulation of transcription elongation by RNA polymerase II
Cellular component (GO): nucleus; cyclin-dependent protein kinase holoenzyme complex
Molecular function (GO): ATP binding; RNA polymerase II CTD heptapeptide repeat kinase activity; cyclin-dependent protein serine/threonine kinase activity
Source: RefSeq, a predicted model, not a curated record
AUGGGUUGUGUGACAUCGAAACAAACAGUCUCAGUGACGCCGGCGGUGGAUCAUUCCGGGGCUUUUCGCGACAAUGCGGCGGCGGGUUCUUGCCGGAGUAUAGAUGGGAAUGGUGGUGGUGGUGGUGGUGGUGAUGUGGUGGCGCAGUUGGAGAACAACAAGAAGAGUAUGAAGAAGAAGAAGAAUGCAAGGAGUGAGUCAGGGGUGAGUGGGAGCGAGUUGGGUGAGUCAGGGCGGACGAAUUGGACCAUCGGCGGCGGUGGUGGUGCCGGCGAGUCGGUGAGUUUUAGGUUGGGUAAUAUGCAUAGGUAUGUUGAAGUAGAGCAAGUGGCUGCCGGUUGGCCGGCGUGGCUGAGUGCAGUUGCCGGUGAAGCCAUCCAUGGCUGGGUGCCUCUCAGAGCUGAAUCCUUUGAGAAAUUAGAAAAGGUCGGGCAAGGUACAUACAGCAGCGUUUUUCGUGCUCGUGACCUAGAAGCCGGGAAGAUAGUUGCACUAAAAAAGGUGCGGUUUGACAAUUUUGAACCUGAAAGUGUUCGGUUUAUGGCUCGUGAAAUAGUGAUUCUCCGUAGGCUUAGCCAUCCGAACAUUAUGAAACUAGAUGGGAUAAUUACCUCGCAGUUAUCAUGUAGCAUAUACCUUGUUUUCGAGUACAUGGAACAUGAUAUUUCCGGACUCUUAUCAUCCCCCGACAUCAAAUUCACCGAAUCCCAGAUUAAAUGCUACAUGAAGCAGUUGUUAUCGGGGCUUGCUCAUUGUCAUUCACGGGGAGUAAUGCAUCGGGAUAUCAAAGGGGCGAAUCUUUUGGUAAAUAACGAAGGUGUUAUGAAAAUUGGCGAUUUUGGGUUGGCGAAUUUCUGUAAUGUGGCUCGGGAUAGGCGGCCGUUGACUAGUAAAGUUGUUACGUUAUGGUACCGUCCUCCUGAACUUUUAUUGGGAUCUACAGAUUAUGAUGCUUCGGUUGAUCUAUGGAGUAUCGGGUGUGUAUUUGCGGAGCUUCUUCGUGGUGUGCCGGUUCUUCAGGGUCGAACUGAGGUGGAACAAAUGCACAAAAUCUUUAAGCUUUGUGGAUCGCCGUGUGAUGAUUACUGGAAAAGGUCGAAACUUCCGCAUGCCACAUUGUUUAAACCGCAACUUCCCUAUGAAAGCCAUCUACCGGAAACCUUUAACGAUCUACCGAAGAACACUGUAGAUCUUAUCGAAACUUUGUUGUCCAUUGAACCAUAUAAGCGUGGGACUGCUUCCUCUGCUCUUGCAUCCGAGUACUUCACAACAUGGCCGUAUGCCUGUGAGCCAUCGAGCUUGCCAAAAUACCCUCCAAAUAAAGAGAUCGAUGCAAAGCAUCGCGAAGACUCAAAAAGGAAGAGGCCUGCUGGAAGAAACCGAGUGCCUGAAAUGUCACGAAGAUUACCUAGAAACCCGAAUGGCGUGUCUAAAUUGGCGCCUGAGGAGAAUUUGCCGGCCAGAACCGAAGGCAGGCACAAAAUCGUUGAAACUAGUUUAGAUCAUAAAAAAGACAAUGAUAUAAUCUUAGGUUUUGAGCCGCGAAAGCCGUUUGUAAACACAACAGACAGAGCGUCUCAAGGAGACAUUCCGUUUUCGGGUCCGUUACAAGUUUCAGGAUCAAGUGGUUUUGCAUGGGCAAGAAGGCGAUUCAAUGAUUCUUCAACUACAAGAUCACGCAGCAGGUCGAGUUCAAAAAGUCUUGUAUCCGAGUCUUCGGUUACAUUACAUCCAAGAGAGCCAAAACAUAGCGAAAAGAUUGAACGAACUGGUUCCAGAGGCCGUGAUUCCAAAGUUAAGAACUGGAGCCAUUUAGAGCUCGAUGGUCCAUCUGAUGGUUACCCCUCUCAAUAUCCGUCUAUCGCACUUUUUAAGAAAAUCGAUCUUAUUUAUCAAAAUCAAGAAGAUAAGGUUGAGUUUUCGGGUCCUUUGUUAACUCAAUCACACCAAAUCGAUGAACUUUUAGAGAGACAUGAACGCCAAGUUCGCCAAGCGGUUCGAAGAUCGUGGCUCCAAAGAGGUAGGAAGAAUGGCUGAUGAACAUAAAAUCUUCUUGAAUCGAAUAACUCGAUUCUCGAUUCUUGAAGAUCAAUGAAGAUCCUGAAGAACAAUUUCGAGAGUUUAAGACAACCAAUUGCUGAGAGUUCAUGAUCAAACGGAGAUGAUGGUCGUAGGGUUCUUCGAUCAUCGAUCAUCUUCCUCACUUUGGACCUCCAUUGAUUAGUUAAAGAGUAAUUUUUUUGAAUUUCAAUUUCUUUGUCAUAUAUAGAGGUGAUUGAAUAUGAAUGUACAGCUACUGAAAAAUUUGCAUGAAUUUUUAUGGUUUUGAGUAAUAUUCAACAAC